Messenger RNA from Tinamus guttatus (white-throated tinamou), 1321 nucleotides. The record is from RefSeq and is a predicted model, not a curated record. NCBI's taxonomy places the organism in Eukaryota, Metazoa, Chordata, Aves, Tinamiformes, Tinamidae.
AUGAACGUGUUCCUGGUUAAACCGUGCAGGAUGCGCGCUGUCUGUGCGGAUGCUGCGGUGCGCGUGGCAAGAUGUGAAUCGGAGGCGUCUUCGCUCGCUGCUGCGGUGGGAAUCGGGCGCCGGGAGCCUUCCUCGUCGCGAGCUGGGGAGGAAGCAAAGGCUUUGAGCCCCUCCCAGAGCUUUCGCCUCAUCCUUGGGAUUGUCAUCCUGCCAACAGUCGCCGAGGAGAUGGGGACGGCAACAGCCGCCUUCCCGCGGGGCUGUUGCUGGCUUCCCGUUGGCGUCACCACGGUGUCACCGGCACCAGGGCUGGCCACGCUUCAGGAGCCGCCUCCAGAGGUGCGGAAUGGCCACAUCAAACGAAUCACAGACAACGACAUCCAGUCGCUCGUGCUGGAGAUUGAAGGAACCAACGUCAGCACCACGUACAUCACAUGUCCCGCUGACCCAAAGAAGACCCUGGGCAUCAAACUACCUUUCCUAGUGAUGAUCAUCAAGAACCUGAAGAAAUACUUCACUUUUGAAGUGCAGGUCCUAGAUGAUAAGAAUGUGCGCCGGCGUUUCCGAGCCAGCAACUACCAGAGCACGACUCGGGUGAAGCCCUUCAUCUGCACGAUGCCCAUGCGGCUGGACGAUGGCUGGAACCAAAUCCAGUUCAACCUCUCGGACUUUACGCGUCGAGCUUACGGCACGAAUUACAUCGAGACCCUGAGAGUCCAGAUCCAUGCCAACUGUCGCAUCCGACGGGUGUACUUCUCCGACCGCCUUUACUCCGAGGACGAGCUCCCCGCUGAGUUCAAGCUGUAUCUGCCUGUCCAGAACAAGGCCAAGCAAUAACAUCAUGUUGGGAAGCGACGCAAGAAAUGUUUGGGGUCAGUAGGAAAAGAGAAGCCAGCUGAAAGAGAAGGCCCUGCUGAAACCAAGUUUUAGAUCAACUCCCCUUGCCCAGGGGCCGUUUGAUUCAUCUGGGAUCCCUCUUCGGGAGAGGACACAGUUAACCAUGUAACCGGUGUGGGACUGUGUUGUUGGUGUGCGAGUGGUGCAGAAUCAGAGAUUUCCUGGCCAUUCCUAAAAUGUUGAGUCCAAGCAAUGUGAGUGACAUGGUCCCUAAUCUCUUGUGUUGCACAGAAGGGGCACUGGAAGUGUCCCCUGUCUCUCUGAAGAGAGGAUUCAGCAGGGAUUACAGGGUUAAGUGUGCCCUCUUGAAGAUACCAAUUUUCUUUUCCUUCCCUGGUUUUCCAUCUCUUAUUUUAUAUAUGCUCUAAAUAUGGAUGUAACGCUUGCUCUUGGAAAGUUAUUAAACCUUUGAAUCUGUUUGUAA